Anarrhichthys ocellatus (wolf-eel) is the source of this 1844-nucleotide messenger RNA. Its product is annotated as schwannomin-interacting protein 1. The record is from RefSeq and is a predicted model, not a curated record. Gene Ontology annotation, biological process: positive regulation of hippo signaling. The coding region runs from base 122 to 760 and encodes 212 amino acids. Gene Ontology annotation, cellular component: cell junction; plasma membrane. The transcript is spliced from 6 exons. Lineage: Eukaryota; Metazoa; Chordata; Actinopteri; Perciformes; Anarhichadidae.
CAGGAGGAGCGACGAGGACGCCGACAAUGACGACGAAGAGGAGGAGGAGGAGGAAGAUUCGGAGGGCGCGGCCCUGGUCUGGCAGGAGGGCUACGGCGAGGACAACCUGGGCCUUCCCAUCAUGCACUGGGAAGCGCUGAGCCUGCGCAUCGCCGAGCUGGAGAAGCAGGAGGAGGAGAACAAGGAGAAGAGGGCAAAGAGUGGAGUUUCUCUGGAGAGAGGCAGAGCUCCGGUCAGCUGGGCGGAGGAGAGAGGGAGGAGAGCGGAGAGCUGGGAGGACGGAGACGAUGCCUGCAACAGCCAUGUGCUGGCCCUCACCUCCCGCCUGCAGACACAGAUGAAUCUUCAGCUCUGCUUCAUCAACAACAGUGAAAGUGAGGAGGAGGAGGAGAGGAAGGAAAGCAGCAACUCACGGAGAGGGGCUGUUCAGGUCCAGAAGAAUCCUCAGCCUCCUGCCAAGCCGGAGAAACCCAAAUCCAGAGGCUUCAGGAACACUCUGAGGAACCUACGAGACCGACUGAGAACCGACCACAGAACACUGGCUGCAGCUCGUAGUGAACCUGUAGUCCAGAGAAGACAUGUGGAGCGCAGUGAUUUAGAGAACUUCAGUAUGAAGGACCUGAAUGCUCUGUGUACGUCUCUCAGCCAGACCAUACAAGACCUGAGCUCAGACCUGGUGGGCCGCCUGCAGGUCCGAGACCAGCUGAGGACGGAGCAGGACGCCAUGCUGCUGGAGGUCCAGGACCUGACGUCGCUGUGAAGCCGCUGAUCGCUCCGCUGUGGAGCGGUUGUGUCUCGCAGACAUUUGAUGUUGAUUGUUGUGAAUCGGACGUUGCCACAGUGGCCUCCACAUCUCAGUCAGUCGGUCUGACCAGCCAAUCACUGUGAAGAGUGUCCCUGCCUGAAAGGACAAGGACAUUCAUUUUUACUGUUAUUGUCUGUGUUGUGUAUUUAUAAGGGACAUUUAGUCUCACUAAAGGACGGUGUCCAUCAGCAGUGGUUUACAACUCAUGACAGAACGAUGUCAGAGCCGUUUGGUACGCUCAACCCCUGAACCCGAGUUAAACACAACAUCCAGGCAGUGGACGGUGACCUGGAAGGAGCACGCUGCCAUUCUUCCUCCUAGAGGAUCAGUACAAGCUCCAUCUGGGUCAUGUUUAAAGCUGCUGAGCAGCAUCACGUCUUUGGGCUGUUCUGGACACAGAGACAUAGCACUGAUGCAUGUCCGACGUAUUUCUCCACACAUCCGAUUGUUCAUUGAAAGGAUCCGUCUGGUGUUGAUGAAGGCCGGCUUCAUUUUCCUCCUCUGCCUCCGUCCUGCUUUCUGACCACUAGUAGCGCUGUGGAGUGAUGUUUCCAUCAGCUGUCUGUUUCUAUCUGUGCUUGUGAGUAUGUGAUGUUACUACAUGUGCUAUAAUAGCUGCACAAUAUUCAGCCUUUUCAAAGAGAGCGCAGCUCCAGCACACUUAAGGUGGGCUGAACUGUUAAGGUGGACCAGCGCUAUUCUCCUUUAUGUGAGUCGCUCCUCUUGAGUUUUGCUCGUUUUUUUAUUUUGAUUAUUUCUUUGAACUGAUAGCAUGGUUCAAAGGUUAAUUAUUGACAUCCAUACUGCAAAGAACUAUGCUCUGUUUGUACCAGGAACAUAUUGAAUGUUAAAAUGUAAGCAACAAAGUUUUUAGAACUGUAAUGGUAUUUUUAAGUACUAGUAUCGGUAAGUGUAAGUACUUGUACACUUAAUCCCAGUCUGUAACGUGCGGGUUAUCUUUUGUCAACACAAUGCUUCAGUACGUUGUUUCCCAUUUUUCCUCAAAGCUUCAAACUGCAAUACAAAGGGACUCCUGUUA